UCGGCCGUUCAGAGAAUGCGUUCCUGACACAUCGCGAUUGAACUGACGACGUAACUUUGUAAUGGCGUUGCAGUUACGAUAACAAUUUUUUGCUGAUUGUUUACCGUUUUAACAAUUGAUGAAAUAAAUUUAAAACAACAUUAUUAUAUCAAUAAUCAAUGAAUGUUAUAAUUUUGGUCCAAACUGAGUGUCAAAUAACUUGGUAAACAAUAUUUUUCUAAAUCUAUACUGCGCAAUUACAAGGUUAUGUCAGCGCUUUAUAUUUGUAGUGCUGUGCUAAAAAUAACAGGCAAGUAUCGUAAUCAGUUCUUUUACAGUUAUACUUAUAUUAUAAAAUAAAAGAUUUGUUUUUCUUUUUUAAAAUUUGAAAAUAAUGGACUAUAAGAUAACUUUUAUGAAUUUAAUACAGCUAAUUUCAGCUAAUUAUUAAAAGCUUAUAUUAGUAUCUUAAGGUAACAAACUGCGUAAGUUAAAACUUCAAUACCAAUCUGUGUUUAAUAAUCUUAGCAAAUUCGGAUUUGUCUCACAUAGCUUAAUCUCAUAGACACCAAUAAGUAAGUAGUAUAAUAUGUGCGCAGUCCUGUUUACUAUAUUAUGUCUAUGGUUUUUAUUUGAUUAUCCGGCUUAUGUUUAAUGGACUUGUAGCGACAUGAAACGCAUACAACCUUUUCGACUCGCAACCUUCAAUAGUCAUGAAGAAAAAUACAAUGAAGUUCAAAUGUCAAAUUCAAAAUUUUAAAUUUUCAAAAUCAGAUUUUCGUUGUCGCAGGCGUACACAUAUAAAUAGGGCGCCGCCCGUAUAAAUAAAUUAGUCGACAUAAAUUCUUCGUGCGUAACUCAUCUCCUUAAGACUGUUUCUGCUUUUCAAACUGACAUCGGCGCUAAAUAGGACUUCGAUUGUGUUUUUUAUUGCGUUCUUUUUACUUUUGGUGCAUAAUAAUGCCUAAACGUGGACAAACAUUGACAAGUGGAGCCCGUGAGUUAAUCAUCAAGCUGCAAGAUUACUUUGAGCGGGAGCGGCAAAAUUGCGGACCCCUGAUACCUGUCGAACAAGUACAAGAACGCGUCUCUCAGGCGCUUGGAGUUAGCAAACGAACGAUAGCAAAUAUUAAUAAAGAAAAGUUCGGCUCGACUGGCAUGGAAGAUAAUAUUUUACGUACUCCGAAGAAGAAACGUAGAACUAAACCCGUGACAGAUAUUGACACCUUUGACGCCGAUGCAAUCAGAAAUCAUAUAUAUGGUUACUAUUCCAGAAAUGAAUAUCUCAACAGGAAGAAGCUUUUGGCAUCCUUAAGAGAAGCUGGACUGUUUAGGGGGGGUAAAACUGCUUUAACCAAAAUCUUAAAAGAUAUAGGUUUUUCGUAUAAAAAAACAGACAAAAGAAAAAUUUUAUUAGAACGAUACGACGUAAUUUUAAAAAGGAUAAGUUUUUUGAGGGAAGCAAAAAAAAUUGAUAACUGGGAUAAUGUCGUGUUCAUUGACGAGACAUGGCUAAACGCCAAUCACACGGUUUCCCGUUCCUGGACGGAUGAUACACAAGCGUCAACGUCAAAAGUACCAAUGGGUAAGGGGGCCCGUCUGAUAAUAUGCCACGCAGGUUCUGCAAAAUACGGCUUUGUGGAGAACGCGUUACUGGCAUUUCAAUCAAAAACCACAAAUGACUACCACGAGGAAAUGAAUGCCACUACAUUUAAAGAGUGGUUCCAGAACGUGCUUUUGCCCAGCCUAGCAGAGCCUUCUGUAAUAUUCAUGGAUAAUGCCUCCUAUCACUCGGUUCAAAUACAGAAACCCCCUACCCAAGCUAAUAAAAAAGAAGAAAUGGUGGCUUGGUUACAAGCAAAAGGCAUUGACGCAAAUAUGCAGAUGCUAAAAGCAGAGCUAAUUAAAUUAGUUAAAGAAAAUAAAGCGGCAAAUGUGCGAUACGAAAUCGAUGAACUGGCUCUGGAGUACGGUCAUCGCGUUCUAAGAAUUCCACCGUAUCAUUGCCAAUAUAACGCGAUCGAGCUAAUCUGGGCUCAAAUAAAAGGUUACGCCGCCCGCCACAAUACUUCCCCGCCAUUCAGCACGAAAAAGAUGAUGACCCUAUUAAAAGAAGCCUGCGGGGAAGUCACAAGAGAUGACUGGGCAAGGGUUGUUGAGAAGACUAAAAACCUGAUUUUGGAACAUUUUGACCGAGAUAUCAGGAUUGAUUCUGUUAUUGAUAAUAAUAUAAUUAUACAUGUAGGGGAAGAUGAUGAUGAAGACACCACCUCCUCAAGCGAAUCGGAGUCUGAUUAAUAUUCUGUACGCACAUUCAAUUCAAUGUACUUACUUUAUUGCAUAGAAAUUGUAACUUUGUAACAAAGAAUAAAUAAAACAAUUUUAUUAUAUGAAUAUUACCUUUUUUUGGUUUCCACUUAAAUAACUAAAAUAAAAAUUUAAAUGAUUCCGCCAAUUUAAAACGAAAAUAAUCUUAAAAUAAUUUGGCGGUUCAUUUUGGGGGAACGGUAACGAACUCAGUGUUAUGUUGUGCCCAUCACUAGUCGUGACUAACUGAUAGGUGUCAGGAACGCAUUCUCUGAACGGCCGAA
Messenger RNA from Helicoverpa armigera (cotton bollworm), 2570 nucleotides. RefSeq lists its product as uncharacterized. Bases 940 to 2277 code for a protein of 445 amino acids. The record is from RefSeq and is a predicted model, not a curated record. The transcript has a single exon. Lineage: Eukaryota; Metazoa; Arthropoda; Insecta; Lepidoptera; Noctuidae. Gene Ontology annotation, molecular function: nucleic acid binding.